AUGUCACUUUACUACGAUGCGUCCACAAUAUUGACCUCGUCAUCCAACGACCAAGGAGGUUCUUUCAAAUCGCGUAUCUACAACUCCAAGUCCCUCAAAGCUUCCCCAGCGCAAAUCUAUGCUCUCGUGACGGAGGCUUCGAAAUGGGACAUUUUGCUGAAAGAGGUCAUUGAAAAUUCCGGCAUACUUUCCUCGGAACCAAAGUUAACGCCAAUACUAUGUCUACUCUUAGCCCACGAUUUCCUGUUUAGCAAAAAUGGGAUUGCUGCACCUGCAUCUCACCCGCUUCGUCAGGCGAUUGAUAGACACAAGGUUCGACUGAAAGCCGAACUUACGAAAGCGCGAGUGCGUCGAAACUGUGCCUCAAUUUCGGAUCUACAAUCUGCAAUCUUGGCAGAGAAGAGGGCGCUCCUUGGGCCGGAUGAACUCAUGGAGAGCAUGUAUCCGCGAUGGGUGCGCAUCAACAAUAUCAAGAGUACGCUCAAUACGCAGAUGGAGGCGGCGUUCAAAGACCAUAAAAGAGUGGGCCGACUGAACGAGCUAAAAAGCGCGAACCAGAUUUAUGUUGAUGCUCACAUACCUGAUCUCGUUGCUCUUGCGCCAGGAACCGUAGAUUUCUCGUCAUCGAAUGCAUAUAAGAAUGGAGAGAUCAUUUUGCAGGACAAAGCUUCAUGUUUUCCUGCUUAUCUACUUUUAGGAGAUAAGGAAGAUGCAUGGGAUGGAGAUUUGAUCGAUGGCUGUGCCGCACCUGGAAAUAAAACCACCCAUUUAGCCUCACUUCUUGCUGCGCGACAGAAAUUACACGGCAAGAAGCAAACUAGAAAAUCAAAGAUCAUUUCAAUGGAUGCAUCGGCUCCACGGUCGAAGAUCCUUCAGAAAAUGGUCUCUGUCGCUGGUGCGGAUAAACUUGUUACUGUACUUGCGGGUCAGGACUUUUUAGCGUUGGAUCCAGAGGAUGAGAGAUUUGAGUUGGUGACCGGUCUGCUACUUGAUCCGAGUUGUUCGGGAAGUGGUAUUAUUGGGCGUGACGAUGUGCCCAAGCUAGUUCUUCCUGAACAAGGCAAGGCCUCUAAAUCUUCGAAUAGAGGGACGAAGCGGAAACGGCCUACAGAAGACGAAGCCGUGAAGCCAGACGAUACUCAGAAAACGGAUAAUGUGGAUACGGAGCGUUUACUCAAACUCUCCAAUCUUCAAACGCAUAUCGUUGAGCACGCGCUCAAAUUCCCAGCUGCUACCAGAGUAACAUAUAGCACGUGCUCUAUUCAUAUACUCGAGAAUGAGUGUGUUGUCGAGAGAGUUCUCGCAUCAGAUACUGCAAGAAGAAGAGGGUGGAGGAUCAUGCGACUCGAUGAGCAGCCACAGGGUUUACAGAAAUGGCGACAUCGAGGGAUUAGAAGGCAUACUAACGGCAAGGCUAGCAGUGAUAUAGCUGUUAAGCUGACAGACGAGCAGAUAGAUGCAUGUUUGCGGUGUUGGCCGGGUGAUGACGAGUGUACUGGUGGAUUUUUCGUGGCUGGAUUUGUUAGAGACGACUCUUUAGCUGAGGAUAUUCCUGCUUCGGGCAAUGAGAAUGGUAAAAACGUGGAUAAGAGUAAGGAUGGGGAAAUCGACUCGGAAUGGGAGGGCUUCUCAGACUGA
Messenger RNA from Talaromyces marneffei, 1638 nucleotides. RefSeq lists its product as uncharacterized. Gene Ontology annotation, biological process: rRNA base methylation. Gene Ontology annotation, molecular function: methyltransferase activity. The transcript has 2 exons. Bases 1 to 1638 code for a protein of 545 amino acids. The record is from RefSeq and is a predicted model, not a curated record. Lineage: Eukaryota; Fungi; Ascomycota; Eurotiomycetes; Eurotiales; Trichocomaceae. Gene Ontology annotation, cellular component: nucleolus.